AUGGCAGGCUCCUCCAAAAAAGACGACAAAGACGUCCCCUCCUGCUUCACUGACACCCACGGCGUCAUCACAUCAACCAUGAACGACCUGCCAGGUUACAAAGUCACCAAAAUCCUCGGCACAGUCUACGGCAUCACCGUACGAGCGCGCAACUGGGGCGCAGAUAUUGGCGGUGGCCUCCGUACAGCAGUCGGGGGCGAGAUUCGCAUUUUUACAAAUCUCAUGUAUACAUCUCGUGAGGAGGCUAUGGAGCGGUUGGUCGGAGAGUGUAUGAGUCGGGGUGGGAAUGCGAUUAUUGCGCUAAGGUUCGAUAUUGCUACUUUUGGGUCUUGUUCGCAGAUUUGUGCAUAUGGGACUGCUUGUUUGGUUGAGAAGCUUGAGGAGAGGUGA
Penicillium daleae is the source of this 390-nucleotide messenger RNA. RefSeq names its product YbjQ family protein. The transcript has a single exon. The record is from RefSeq and is a predicted model, not a curated record. The coding region runs from base 1 to 390 and encodes 129 amino acids. NCBI's taxonomy places the organism in Eukaryota, Fungi, Ascomycota, Eurotiomycetes, Eurotiales, Aspergillaceae.